Messenger RNA from Myripristis murdjan (pinecone soldierfish), 2748 nucleotides. It is a transcript of the gene cyp27a2, whose product is annotated as cytochrome P450 family 27 subfamily A member 2. Lineage: Eukaryota; Metazoa; Chordata; Actinopteri; Holocentriformes; Holocentridae. Gene Ontology annotation, cellular component: mitochondrial inner membrane. Gene Ontology annotation, molecular function: oxidoreductase activity, acting on paired donors, with incorporation or reduction of molecular oxygen; iron ion binding; monooxygenase activity. The coding region runs from base 44 to 1618 and encodes 524 amino acids. The record is from RefSeq and is a predicted model, not a curated record. The transcript has 10 exons. Gene Ontology annotation, biological process: glucocorticoid biosynthetic process; cholesterol metabolic process; cellular response to peptide hormone stimulus.
ACACCAAGCUGAAAACACACGGUCGUUCCGGAUCGCUCCAACCAUGGCUCUCCCCGCGACGGCUGCUGCCAGACCUCUCCGGCUCUACGCGCUCUGCGCCCGGACAUCCCCGGCGGCCUGGGCCGGUCAUCACCUCCAUGUCCGAGUGGCUUCGACCAGACAUUUGAACGUACAGGCGUCGACUGAAGCGGGGAAGCUAAAAACCAUAGAGGACCUGCCGGGACCCAGCCUCGCCACCACUCUGUAUUGGUUAUUUGUGAAGGACUAUGCGCUCAAGAGGCACGCACUGCAGGUGGAACAUAAACGUCUGUAUGGGCCAAUCUGGCGCUCCAAGGUAGGCCCGUAUGACCUGGUGAAUGUGGCGUCUCCAGAGCUCAUAGCCCAGGUGAUUAAACAGGAGGGCCGCUACCCGGUCCGUGUCGAGUUGCCACACUGGAAGGAGUACCGGGACCUGAGGGGACAAGCCUACGGGCUGCAUGUGGAUAAAGGACCAGAGUGGUACCGAAUACGCAGCGUUUUGAACCCCAAGAUGCUGAAGAUACGGGAAGUGUCAGCCUAUGCCUCCAUCAUCCAUGAGGUGGUUGGAGAUCUGCUGCAACGCGUUGAGCUUCUCCGCCUUCGCAGCAAGGACCAGACCACUGUGGCUGAUGUGUCCUCCGAACUCUACAAGUUUGGUUUCGAAGGUAUCUCCUCCAUCUUGUUUGAGACCAGGCUGGGUUGCCUGCAGCAGGAGAUUCCCAAAGAGACUCUGCGCUUCAUCUCCGCUGUUGACGAAAUGCUGACGCUGUCCGAUAUAGUGAUUAUCUUUCCUCGCUGGAGCUACAACAUCCUUCCCUACUGGAAGCGCUUCAUCAAGGCUUGGGACGAUAUCUAUGACGUUGCCCAGAAACUGAUUAACAAGAGAGUAGCUGAGAUCGCAGCUCAGCAGCAAGGCGGUGAGGCGGUGGAGGGCAUGUACCUGACCCACCUGCUGUCCUCUGACAAGCUGUCCCGGGCCGAGGUCUACAUCAGCGUCACUGAACUGCUGCUGGGAGGAGUCGACACGACCUCCAACACCCUGUCAUGGACGUUGUACCAUCUAGCGAGGGACAGCAGGGUCCAGGAGCGUCUGUACAGCGAGGUGAACUCAGUGUGUCCAGGCGGGCGGCAGCCAACAACAGACGACCUGAAAAGGAUGCCCUACCUGAAGGCCGUCAUAAAGGAGACCUUACGUUUGUAUCCUGUAGUUCCUGGAAAUGGCCGCUUCACCACAGAGAACGAAGUGGUUGUGGACAACUAUUGGUUCCCAAAAAGGACCCAGUUCCACCUGUGUCACUAUGCAGCCAGUCAUGAUAAGGCAGAGUUUCCGGAUCCAGAGGUCUUCAUGCCGGAGCGAUGGCUGCGUGGGGGGACGACCAGGUACCAGCACCACCCAUACAGCUUCAUCCCAUUUGGUGUCGGCGUGCGAGCCUGCGUUGGCAAGAGGGUGGCAGAGCUGGAAAUGUACUUUGCCCUCUCCAGGCUAAUGCAGCACUACAAGGUCCUGCCUGAGGACAGUGCACACGUUGUGGAGCCCAAAACCCGAACGCUGCUCAUCCCUGGCCAGCCCAUCAACCUGCGCUUCCUGCCCCGGGCCUGAUGAGGGCGCUCCUGAGGGUUUUUUUUUCCAGAAUGGUGUUGGAAGAGGGGAAUGGCAUGAAAACUGUUUGCAACCAAAUUAAAUCUACACAUCUACGCUGCCACUCUGCUGAGGUUUCCCUGAAAGCUCCUGCUGUGCCACACACACACUCAUAUCUCUGAGAAUAUGACAGGUAUUAUUUUCCCUGAUAUUAAUUUGAAUGGCCAUGGUUCCCUUAUUUUCUAUUGAUAUGUGUGCCCUACUUAAGCCUUAGACUUUGCCUUCUGUGUGAUAAGGAAUAUAAGAUAAUAAGAAAAUACAGGCAUGAUACUGUGGCAGUGGAUGUCUCUUUGAUUUGGAAAUGGAUGUGUGUUUGUGUGUGUGUGUGUGUGUGUGUGUGUGUGUGUGUGUGUGUGUGUGUGUGUGUGUGUGUGCACGCACGAAAGCUUGCUAAAGUCCAAAGCACUUUGUUUAGACAUUAUUACUGUGACUUUUGACACCUGUUUUUGGAAUCAAGUUAUUCAGAAUAAAGCAGAACCUCUGCAUUGAACUUUGUUUUAAGUGGUCAAACUGAAAAACAAAAUAAUUUUUUAAAUUUGGUAACAAAAUUGAAAUGCCUGUAAAGAAUGAAAGCAUCAAUAGAGUAUUUGAAAGCAAAUUUCAAGGCAUAUAGAUCAGAAACAUCUUGUAGACAAAACUGAAAGAAAAGUAAAUAUUAGUUUACAAAGCAUUUUAGCUUAUGUUUUUCACAUAUUUCUCAAUAUUUAAGAGACAUAUGUGAACACUGUAAAAUCUAUUUUCGUAUUAUGGAAGAGAGCCAUAUGAGUCAUAAAUACUCCAACAAAUUGUUUUACCAUUGCAAAAGUUUUGAAAAUCAAAGGUGUGACUAAGCUUAAAACUUUCAAAGGAAAAAAUGGUUUAUUUCCUGUAUGUUAUUCAUACCAAGGCAAGGGGAUCACGUCCACAGAAAGAGACAUAACUAGUACACAUGUAAAGAGGAAUAAUCAGCUCCAAAAGUUUCUUUUUCUGUACUCUUUGUUUUAAGCGUGACAUUUUCUUCCUCCCUCUCCUUUUUGGUCGCAAAGCAUAUAAAAUGUUUGUUUAAUCGGAAUUUGUAUGCAAUAAUACCGUUGCUUUUCACUGAAGACAAA